AUGGAGAAUAUUUUGGCGAAUCGGAAGGUGGCGGCCGCCGGCGUCGGUUUUGAGGGCGAGAGCCGUCGGGAGCUGGCGGCGAUCUUUGUGCGCGCGUUUGACGACGAGGAGAACCGCUUCCCGAUCGAUUUCGACGACGUUUGGAAAUUCUGUGGGAUGAGCAACAAGGCAAAUGGACUUCAGAAGCUCAAACGCAUGUUUUUCGAGGGUACAGACUACGUAAUCAAGACUGAGCGUGCAGUCAAACUCGAAGCAGAGGAUGUUGGAGGAAGGCCGAUCGAUUUCUACAAGCUGACAGAGAGUGCAUUUGAGAGCUUUGCCAUGUCGGCUCCCGGAGAGCGGGGGAGACUGGUAAGGAGGUACUUCUUGGCGGUCAAGGAGCAGUACUUUGGGCAGCUGGAAGGCCUGGGCAAGAGGAACCGCGAACAAAAUGACAUGCUGGAGGAUAGUGCUCGUUUCUUAGCAAAAGAGCACGAUAUUCUCGCACAGGAGCUGGACACCCGCCCCGAGGGAGCACAGAAGGCCGUUCAGAGGGAUUUGUGCAGACUCGAAGGCGGGGCAAUGGAGGUUGCGUGCGACCACGGUGUGGUAGACCUGCUGACCGACGAUGAGGUGAUCGAAGUGAAGGAGGCGCACAUGUGGAAGCACGCUCUGGGUCAAGUUCUGGCCUACAAGGCCUGCUUCCCCAAACAUGCAGCUCGGAUCCAUCUUUUCGCCAAUGACCAAGUUUUCAUCAAGGCUUUUGAUGACAAGGGCAACCAGUUUCCCAUUAACUUUGAUGACGUCUGGCGAUUUUUGGAGUACUCCAACAAGGCAAGUGCACUGAGGAAGCUGAAGUCUCCUCAAUUUAUGGAAGGAGAAGAUUAUACUGUAAGUACCAGAAGGGAUACAAACAUCCAAGUUGAAAACCUCCGAUUAGUGGAUUUGGGAGGGAGGCCUGUCGAUACUUACAUGCUUACGGCCAACGCCUUCGAGCACUUUGCAAUGAGGGCCCCGGGCGCCAUGGGGCACCGCGUGCGCCGCUUCUACAUCGCAUGCCGCGACUCGUACCUCGAGAACGAGGCCGCCCGCCGCCAGCAGGCCCCGAAGGUCGCAGACCAGGCCUGGAACCAGGCCCGGCAGGACGGGAUCUUCCUCUUCCACGCCAAGUGCGGGUCCGUCAAGAACUACCUCGACGCACGCCCCGACGUCGGGCGCUCCUUCUACGGCGAGGUCGGCACGCUGAUCAAUCAAGCGAUCCUGGGCUUCCAAGAGCAGACCCACGAGUUCAAGAUCACGCACGAUAUCCCCAAGUGGAUGAGCCUUCCAGAUUGUCUCGACCACUACGGCCAAACGGCCAGAGGGCUCUUCGAGGUAGGGUUCUGGAGGUUCUUUGACCGCCCGAAGGCGGAGCUCGCGGCCCUCGAGCCGGAGACCGUGCUGCGAGAGCUCGCGCGCAUGAAAGACGCCAUGCGUUCGUAUCUCGUGACCUGCGGUAUGGGCAACGUCGAAGACCGGCUGCUGGAAGUCCCAGACGCCAAACGACGCCGGAAGGAGUAUGCGGCGCUCCGCACGGCCAGAGCUCUCACUCCGUCCGCAACUGCGUUGCGGAUCAUCGAAGAGACCCGGAAGAGUAGCGACCGGCCCGUGAUAGUCUUAGACGGCGCUACAUAG
Messenger RNA from Klebsormidium nitens, 1653 nucleotides. NCBI's taxonomy places the organism in Eukaryota, Viridiplantae, Streptophyta, Klebsormidiophyceae, Klebsormidiales, Klebsormidiaceae. The record is from the annotation of a GenBank genome assembly.